CUUUUGGAAGAAACUGGAAGGUCGCUAUGGCAUUAUCAACCCCCACAUUAAACACAUUCUUAAAAUAUGCAACCUGUGUGGUGCAUCCCUGGGGCGCCUCACCAGAGAGAGCAUCGCAAAAAUAGAAGAGGACAUGCGUGGGAUGGCUAAAUUUUUGGCUCUAGAGGCCGAGCAUGGAGGGCUGCCUCUUUCCCAAAUUUACGGACGGUAUGAAUCUUGCCCCCAUGAGUUUCAAUUUAUUGAGGGAGAAAUCCUGUGUCUACUGGAGUUGGCGGAAAUAAUCCGUGAGGCAGGAAUCAAGCCGUUCCUUCGGCAGCUAAAUCCACGUCAUGCUCCCAUUUCUGAGGCUAUACACGAAACGGACCAGGAAGAACAAAGAGCAAAAAUAUUGCAGAAGUUGUCUGCCCACUUUGCACAGGUAAAAUAUAAUCAUUUAUGGACUGUUGUGCUAAACUUCGACGUUAUAACAGACGGGCGGCGGGCAGAUGUGCAAUGCCCGGUGUGUGCGGCAUCGGGGCUGAAAAAAAAACUUUCUCUGUCCGAAGACGAAACCGGAAAUUGGAAUAUCUUCAGUAUAAUGCGCCACAUAAAUAAGAAACAUAACAUAAAAGGGACGACAGCAGGGGAGGCAACAGCACCCUGUAGGCGAGCUGUAACGCUGGAGAAAUUGCCAAAGGAGGAAUAUGUCGAUUACGAGUAUCUGGACCCAGACACAUGCUUCGCAGGACAAGUUUCCAAAAUAGAAGAUCAAUUCAGGGAUGAUUUCUCUUAUAAAAUCAUGGAUGAGCCGGCGGCAGAGCCACCGAAAGAUCCGCUCGGUAGCCCAACCUGUCCCACUGGAAACAUGGAUUGCCAUGGAGGUAUAAACGACUAGCAUCAAGUUUAUCCCUUUUCCCAACACCAUUAACCCUUUGAAGCCAAGCGUUAUUAUAGAGUCUUUACUACGUAUUUCUGUGAUUUUGGUACUCAAUAGCAUAGAAAGGGUAGAAUAUAGUACAGAUUUUUUUUUUGAUAUCCUAAGUCAGCUUUGAUCCUAAAGUCUUCGCAUGUAACGGUAACUUCUUGCAUUAUGCAAAGCUACGAUUUGUAAUCUAUCAUUUCCAGUAAGUCUUCUGGAAGUUCAAAAAACAGUAUCAGAAUAGUUUGGAUAUCCUAAGUCAGUCUACGAGUCCUGCAGUCUACGAGAGCAACGGUAACUUCUUUCAUUAUACAAAGCUACGAUUUGCAUUCCAUCAUGUCCAGUAAGUCUUCUGAAAAUUCAAUAGACAGGAUCAGAUCAGUCGGAAUAUUCUAGGUCAUCCAAACUGUUCUUGACUUAGAUCCUAAAGUCUACAAGUGCAACGGCAACUUUUUUAAUAAUACACACGCUAAGAAAAAGUUACUCUAAAAUGAGUAAGAUUCACACAAAACUGAGCUAAACUGGAACAGCUCAAAAAAUGAGUAAAUUGCAUUUCCAGCGAUAGCGCUGGCCCAAGUGCAAAAAUCCAACUGUUUUAAGUC
This is a messenger RNA of Aedes albopictus (Asian tiger mosquito), 1500 nucleotides long. RefSeq lists its product as uncharacterized. Lineage: Eukaryota; Metazoa; Arthropoda; Insecta; Diptera; Culicidae. The transcript has 4 exons. Bases 134 to 874 code for a protein of 246 amino acids. The record is from RefSeq and is a predicted model, not a curated record.